This is a messenger RNA of Mesoplodon densirostris (Blainville's beaked whale), 2021 nucleotides long. RefSeq names its product signal peptide peptidase like 2A (gene SPPL2A). Gene Ontology annotation, molecular function: aspartic endopeptidase activity, intramembrane cleaving. The transcript has 15 exons. Lineage: Eukaryota; Metazoa; Chordata; Mammalia; Artiodactyla; Ziphiidae. Bases 222 to 1790 code for a protein of 522 amino acids. The record is from RefSeq and is a predicted model, not a curated record. Gene Ontology annotation, biological process: membrane protein proteolysis. Gene Ontology annotation, cellular component: Golgi-associated vesicle membrane; lysosomal membrane; cytoplasmic side of endoplasmic reticulum membrane.
CGCGGACCCGGCGUCCAAGUGCCCCGUGGGGGUUUCCGCGGCCUCCGGGCGGGGCCGGAAGAGGAAGUCGGUGCUGCAGUGGCGGCUCCAGCAGCCGCGGCGGCCCCAGCCCAACCCCGUCGCCCGACCCUGUCCGGCCCAGCCACCGAAGCAGCGCCGCGAGGGGAUCCGGAGCCCGCCCCGCCUCGCGCCGCGCCGCCGGGCGCUCACCAGGCAGUCUGAUGGGGCUGCAGCAACCGCUGACCCCCGCCGCCGCCGCCCUGCUGUGGGGCUUCCUGCUCCCUCUGACAGCUGCUCAGGAAGCAAUCCUGCAUGCAUCUGGAAAUGGCAUGCCUUCACCAUCUAAGGACUACUGCAUGCUAUAUAACCCUCAUUGGACAGCUCUUCCAAGUACCCUAGAAAAUGCAACUUCCAUUAGUUUGAUGAAUCUGACUGCCACACCACUGUGCAACCUUUCUGAUAUUCCUCCUGAUGGAAUAAAGAACAAAGCAGUUGUGGUACAGUGGGGAACCUGCCAUUUUCUUGAAAAAGCCAGAAUUGCACAAACAGGAGGUGCUGAAGCAUUGUUGGUUGCCAAUAACAGUGUCCUCUUUCCUCCCUCAGGGAACAAAUCUGAAUUUCAUGAUGUGAAAAUACUGAUUGCAUUUAUAAACCACAAAGACUUUACAGAUACUAAGCAGACUCUCGGAGAUAACAUUACUGUGAAAAUGUAUUCUCCAUCGUGGCCUAACUUUGACUAUACUAUGGUGGUUAUUUUUGUAAUUGCUGUGUUCACUGUGGCAUUAGGAGGAUACUGGAGUGGGCUAAUUGAAUUGGAAAGCAUGAAGGCAGUGACAAACACUGAAGAUAGAGAAAUGAGGAAAAAGAAGGAAGAAUAUUUUACUUUUAGUCCUCUAACAGUUGUAAUAUUUGUGGUCAUCUGCUGUAUUAUGAUGGUCUUACUUUAUUUCUUCUACAAAUGGUUGGUUUAUGUUAUGAUAGCAAUUUUCUGCAUAGCCUCAGCGAUGAGUCUAUACAACUGUCUUGCUGCACUAAUUCAGAAGAUACCAUGUGGACAAUGCAUGAUUAUGUGUCGUGGCAAAAGCAUUGAAGUGAGGCUUAUUUUUCUCUCUGUACUGUGCAUAGCAAUAGCUGUUGUUUGGGCUGUAUUUCGAAAUGAAGAUAGGUGGGCUUGGAUUUUACAGGAUAUCUUAGGGAUUGCUUUCUGUCUGAAUUUAAUUAAAACACUGAAGUUACCCAACUUCAAGUCAUGUGUGAUACUUCUAAGCCUUCUCCUCCUCUAUGAUGUAUUUUUUGUUUUCAUAACACCAUUCAUCACAAAGAAUGGUGAGAGUAUCAUGAUUGAACUUGCAGCCGGACCUUUUGGAAAUAAUGAAAAGUUACCAGUAGUCAUCAGAGUACCAAAGCUGGCCUAUUUCUCAGUAAUGAGUGUGUGCCUCAUGCCAGUUUCAAUAUUGGGUUUUGGAGACAUUAUUGUACCAGGCCUGUUGAUUGCAUACUGUAGAAGAUUUGAUGUUCAGGCUGGUUCUUCUAUAUACUAUGUUUCCUCCACAGUUGCCUAUGCCGUCGGUAUGAUACUUACCUUUGUUGUUCUGGUGCUGAUGAAAAAGGGGCAACCUGCUCUCCUCUAUUUAGUACCUUGCACACUUAUCACUGCCUCAGUUGUUGCUUGGAGACGUAAGGAAAUGAAAAAGUUCUGGAAAGGUAGCGGCUAUCAGAUGAUGAACCAUCUGGACUCUGCAACAAAUGAAGAAAACCCUGUGACUGCUGGUGAACAGAUUGUCCAAUAAUAAUAUUAUGUGGACUUGCAAUAAUGUGUCAAUUGAUUUUCUACAAAUAGAGUUGGCCGUUUUAAAUUGGCUUUUGAAUUGACAAUCUGAAAGAAACUUCAAUGAUGUGCUUGCAAAUAUGUAUUUUUAAGAGCUGGUACUGACGACUACAUGAUAAGUAAUUAAAAUACAUUUGCUUUAAACUAUGUUAAAGUUGUGCCUUCACAUUAAAUAAAAGCAUAUGGUCUGUGU